AAUAACCAGGAAUUUAUAACCGGAAGCUUUGUAAGAAAUGUGUAAUUUACAGUUUAGCGUUUAAAAAAAAAUAAAACCCGUUACACUUGUCACUGUGUUGCCACAAAAAAAGUCAGUCGUUGGUCUAAACUCGAAAUGACAACAAAUAUAAAUUCAACUUUUUUAUAUUUUUUAUUUAUCAUUAUUAUUAUUGUAAUAAUAGAAGCAAGCAAUAAUGUCAGUAGUAAAUUAAAUUUAACAAAGAGAGAAGUGCCAAAAAGAUAUUUAAUAUUUCCACAAGGAAGUAAUGUACAGCUGGUUUACUGUUUGACGAUCGGGACCUAUGCCAAGCCAGAAAGCUUCUUUACUGUGGGAGUAACAGCGGGUUUGGCUUGGGAACUGCCGCACAAAAACUCGGUGCCUUACCGAAAACCUGCUGAGGUUUAUCACCGACGUAGCAGAAGAGAACUGUAUCGCAAAGUGGAGUUAAUGUUGAGCACACGAGGCAAAGAUGGCAAAGCCUGCGUGCUUAAAGCUCUUUGUCAAGCAGCAAGAAGAAAUGACUCUGACGUUGGAAAAGGCAGCUUUAUAGAAGAAAUUCUCUACUCUAUAUUCACAUUACCCGGUGGUUCUUACGACGUCGACCCAAAAACUCAAUACGAGCUAGCUCACGACUCCAAUAACAACUGCGAUGAAAUUUAUCCCGCUUGUUCCGAUGUUUUUUUUCUUUAAAAAUAUCUUUAUUUAUUUAAUCACCGGUAAUAAUGACUUAUUUUUUUAUCUUUUCUUCUGUACAACAGAGUAUAUAUAUGUAUAAUUAAGAAAACAAAACUAACUAAAAUAAAACUAAAUGGAAUAAAAGUAAUGAAAAAAAAAAAAAAAUGAUAAUAAAAAGAAAAAAGUGUAACAAGAAAUAACGAGAUAAGUUUUUUCUCGUGGGGUUAAGCGAUAAUUUAACAUCGAUAACGGUUAAAUUCACCGAGGACUGAACUUGGUAGUGAUAAAUUUAUGAGACGCUUACAGCGCUACUCGAGGGAAAGUAACUGAGAAAGAUAGUAUUAAAAUGACAAGGAUGAAAAUAACCCUAUGGAAUUUUAUUAAUAACCGCAUACCUACUUUAUCAUUCUCGCUAAAAUUUAUACAGUUUUUUUAUUUAUUGAAAUAUUAAUAAACAUUUUGUAUACCCGGUGGUGUUUUUUUAUUAAUAUAAUUUUACUCAUUACUCAUUUAUGACUUUGCGACAAAUGAAUUUUUUAUGGUUCUGCGAAGAAUAAAUAGUAUAUUACACUACAAGGGAAGAAAGUUGAAAUUCCUGCCCUGUGUGAUAAGAUGCCCGAGGCGAAGCCGAGGGCAUCAUGACACACAGGGUAGGGCUUUCAACUAUCUUCCCGUGUGGUGUAUACGAUUUUUCUUUAUACCUGGUCGAAAGUACGUUUAUUAAUUACAUUUUUGAAUACUAUAAACAAUACAACCACGUUCUGCCUUCAGCUGACAGGUCGGCCAUGUUUUUUUUAUUUGCUCCCUAUUGACGCGCCUCUUUCGGACAUACAUAAAACUUUAAUUUUUUUCCGUCUCUCUUUUUUUUUUUGUUGCGUUUUUGAUGCCUGCCCCGCGACAUUUGAAAGCACGAGCGAAGCGAGUGCGUCUGGUCGGCGGGGGCAGGCAUCAAAAACAAAACAAAAAAAAAGACAUAAUUAUACUUAUAAAAAAUAAAAAAUAAAAAAAAAUUAUUUUUUUUCGAAAGAAAUAAAUUUAUGCCUAUGAACAAGUUUUUUUUCCCUGCCAAUAAAAAAUAUAUAAAUGAAUACAUAAACUUUCAAUAAUUAACCUCGCCUCUGCAUCAAAAUCUUUUAUCACCUCAUCCUCGUCCAUAAAGUCAUCAGAUGAUACUUUUUCAGUCAUUUUAUUAUUGCAAGUACACUGUUUACUUAAAAUAUCACAAACAACGAGACACAAAAACACUGACAUAUAUAUAAAUAAAGCAACGAUCUAUGAUGUUAUCGUCAAAAAUUUUAUUGAUAAAGUGGUAGACGUUCAGUAGAUGGCAGCAGCCGGCUGUUUCCGUAGGCACGAAAAAAUUUUUUGCUCCC
Messenger RNA from Microplitis mediator, 2069 nucleotides. RefSeq lists its product as uncharacterized. Bases 136 to 711 code for a protein of 191 amino acids. Lineage: Eukaryota; Metazoa; Arthropoda; Insecta; Hymenoptera; Braconidae. The transcript has 4 exons. The record is from RefSeq and is a predicted model, not a curated record.